Messenger RNA from Conger conger (European conger), 1506 nucleotides. It is a transcript of the gene mmp21, whose product is annotated as matrix metallopeptidase 21. Gene Ontology annotation, cellular component: extracellular matrix. The record is from RefSeq and is a predicted model, not a curated record. Gene Ontology annotation, molecular function: metalloendopeptidase activity; zinc ion binding. Gene Ontology annotation, biological process: extracellular matrix organization; proteolysis; collagen catabolic process. NCBI's taxonomy places the organism in Eukaryota, Metazoa, Chordata, Actinopteri, Anguilliformes, Congridae.
AUGUUUAAGAUAAUAGAUACACAAUUUCUCUCCAAGUACGGCUUCAUAAAGCCAGUCAACUGGGAGGAAAUCCAAUUUGAAAAAGAAGAAGCUGUUCUCGCCAAUGACAGCCUGGCACAAAGGACAGUGUCAGUAAUUCAAGAGGGAGGAUCAGUAUCCCGGAUGGGGAUCAGAGACCAAUCAGAAGAUCCGGUUGAAAGCUUACGGUUCAUCUCCGCCCUCAAAGAGUUCCAGAGAGUUUUGGGCCUACCUGUCACAGGUGCGUUUACAUCUUCCAUGGGAAGCUCAGCUCUGUCCAAGGGGAGAAGGAAGCGGGAGGUCGAUGGACUCGGGCAUAUGGCCUUCUCCAAGAAGGUUCUGAAAUGGAGGCUGAUAGGAAAGGGUUACAAUAGCCAGCUCUCCAUCGAUGACCAGCGUUAUAUCUUCAGCUUGGCUUUCAGGAUCGAGUUCGAGCAGGACUCUCAUUCGCCCUUGGAGGAAAUUGACAACAGGCUGGGGUUUGGAACAGGCAGGCACUUGGGCUGCACUCAUAGGUUUGAUGGGGCCGGCCGCAGGUUUGCCCACGCGUGGUUCCUGGGAGAUGUUCACUCCGAUGACGAUGAGCACUUCACCGCGCCUAAAGCAGGAAGUGGGAUCAGCCUCCUUCGGGUGACUGUUCAUAGCCUUGUUCUGAGCUUGCCCCACAUCCACAGGAUGGGCUCCAUCGUGCAGCCCAACAACCUGCCUCAGGAGGCAAGCUUCAAGAUCGACUGGCUGGACAGAAAAGCCCUACAACAUCUGUAUGGGGACUGCAAGGGUCACUUCAGCAUAGUGUUCAACUGUGUCAGGAAGGAGAGGACCCCUUACGGCAAGGUGGUGAUCUGCUACAACACCUACUUCAUGAGGGAUGGCUGGUACUGGAUGUAUGAGGACCGGAGCAACCGCACUAUGGGGACCCCGUGACGGCAGGCGGGCUGGUGUGGAAUCCUGGCGGACGGUGUGGAUGCGUGGACCUGGAGCACUGACGUGUCUCCUUCUUCAAAGGUAACCAUGGUAAUACCAUGCAGCAGGGUUUUAAAGUGCCUGACUAUGCUGAGGGUCUUCUCUGGUGACUCGUAUUGGAGGUACCACAAUGAGAAAGACCGGGUGUGCACGGGGGACCUCGAGGGACACCUACCAUCUCCGAGGGACUCCCACAUCUACUUUUUCAAAGGCUUCAAGGUGUACAGCUUUGACAUGAACGCCAACGCUAAAGUACGCGGUUUCCCGAAGAAGAUUGCUGGGGUGUUCCCUCCGGCAGUGCCUGGAGAUCAUCCGGUGGGCAAUCUGGAUGCGGCCUACUUCUCUUACACACACAAUGCUGUCUGCCUGCUGAAGGGCACGCAGUUCUGGAGGGUGGUGAGCACCAAGGAUCGCUUUCGCCAGCCCUGCCUCCCCCACAACAGCCUUCAGGCCCACGGAGAGGUGGACGAACAGUGGUUCGAUAUCUGCAACGUGCACACCACUGCUCUGAAACUCGGUGGAUGA